Prosopis cineraria is the source of this 4311-nucleotide messenger RNA. RefSeq lists its product as uncharacterized. Gene Ontology annotation, molecular function: ADP binding. NCBI's taxonomy places the organism in Eukaryota, Viridiplantae, Streptophyta, Magnoliopsida, Fabales, Fabaceae. The record is from RefSeq and is a predicted model, not a curated record. Bases 78 to 4064 code for a protein of 1328 amino acids. The transcript is spliced from 4 exons. Gene Ontology annotation, biological process: defense response; signal transduction.
UUAGAGACUCGCCAGCUCCGAUAAGCAUAAGCAAAUGAAAAGAACCUCAAGUAGCUCCUGAACUUCACUUGGAGUUAAUGAGGCAGCACUGUCCCAACUAUUUUGAUCAAAUGAAUUGUGAUUCACUGCAGCCAAUCCACAUGGCACUUGAAGGCGCUUGCUCUUCGUCUUCUUUCAUCCACGGGUGGACCUACGAUGUCUUUGUAAGCUUCAAUGGCGGAGACACUCGUUAUGGUUUCACCGGCAACCUUUGUUGGGCUCUGAAUCAAAAGGGGAUACACAUCUUCCGAGACGACGACAGCCUCAGGAAAGGCGAAAGCAUUUGCCCAGCUCUUCUGAAGGCGAUCGAAGAAUCUAGAAUCGCCAUCAUAGUAUUCUCCGAGAACUAUGCAUCGUCAAGCUGGUGCCUGGACGAACUGGUGAAGAUAAUGGAAUGUAUGAAGGAGAAGGGACAGAAGGUUCGACCGGUGUUUUAUAACGUAUAUCCUUCAGAUGUAAGGCAAGCGAGUGGAAGUUUUGGAAGGUCAAUGGCUGAGCAUGAAGCCAGGCUCAAGCAAACAGUUCGUGAUUGGAGCCUUGCACAAAAAACAUUGCAAAACUGGAGAGCUGCGCUUCGGGAGGCUGCCAAUUUGGCUGGAUGGCAUUUCACAGACGGCCGGUAUGAGUUUGAGUUUGUUCAAAAAAUCACGGAAGAGGUUUCUAAAAUAUUAAGUCGCACAAUUUUACACAUAGCUGAUCAUCCCGUGGGAUUGGAGUCUCGAAUAUUAGAAGUGAUAUCACUUCUAAGUAUUAACUCUAAAAAAGAAGCUUUGAUGGUGGGAAUUCAUGGGAUUGCUGGAAUUGGUAAAACAACGAUCGCCAAAGCAGUGUAUAACUCGAUUGCUAAUCAGUUUGAUUCCUCUUGUUUUCUUGGUGAGGUGAGAGAAAACUCAAGGAAGAAUGGUCUAGCACAACUACAAGAGACAAUUUUUUCGAACUUGCUUGGAGAAAAUAAUAUCAAGUGCAGCAACGUAAGUCAAGGAAUUCCUAUAUUAGAAAAGAGAUUUCGUUUCAAGAAGAUUCUUUUGAUUCUUGAUGAUGUUGAUGAUUUUAGACAAGUGAAAUCUUUAGCUGGAAGAAAAGAUUGGUUCGGGCAGGGAAGUAGGAUAAUUAUAACAACAAGAAAUGAACAUUUCUUAAGACAACAUGGGGUUGAAAUUCUGCAUGAAGUGAAAGGACUGGAAGAUGAUGAAUCACUUGAAUUGUUUAGUUGGAAUGCCUUCAAAAAAAGUGAACCUGAUCCAAGCUAUGCGGAGAUAGCAAAGCAUGUAGUGAAAUAUGCCCAAGGCUUACCAUUGGCUUUGAAUGUUAUAGGUUCUGAUUUGUUUGGCAAAACGAUCCAAGAGUGGAAACUUGUUUUGAUGAAAUAUGGUAUUGGAAUCCUUGAAGAGGAAUCUCCAAGAGUUGGGAAUGGGUUUUGUACAGGAAUUCCCUUGGUUCAGAACUCAAGAGUUUCUAGAGUCCUUAAACUUCUUGCUAACAACAAUUUCAGAUUGCUAGAGUGGAAUGAACAUCAGUCGCUAUCUUUACCAACUGAGCAUUAUCCAGAGAUACUUCCUGUUCUCAACGCGCCUCAUUGCCAUAUAACUAAUUUGGUGGACCUCAGUGACAGUGGUUCUAUUACAAGAAUACCAGAUGUCUCUACAGCACUUCUUACUAGCAAAUGUCCAACCUUAGCUGAAAUUUUUGAUCAAUUUAUUGGAAAUCUGGGCGCACUGCUUAUUGAAAAUUGCCUCAAACUUGAGCGUUUGCAACCUGCAGGAAUGAGUUCUGCAUCUCUUGAACCUCUAAAUCUUGGAAAACGCUCUAACUUGCCGAGUUUCUCGAAUAAGUUGGCAGAAAAGGAAGAUAUGAAACAUGCCGGCACACAAGGGACUUCCAUAAAAGUCCUUCACAAUUCAAUAACAAAGAUUGAUGGUCUUCAAGAGCUAGUUUUGAAAUCUUCUGCUGAGGAUCCUCAUAUCCACACUGACAUGUUUCAUAAUACUGAAGAAGAUAAUGUGGAAGAAUGUUCAUCAGGUCCAAAGCUGCUGGGGAAGAUAGUAAUGAUGUAUUGGACAAAUUGGGCACCGAAGUUAAAUAAACUGGUUUUAGAAAAUUGUGAUUUAUCUGAUAAUGAUCUCGAGCUGUUUCUCAGUUCCUUUUUAAAAUUGAAGUGGUUGAUACUAUCAAACAACAACUUUGUAACCAUUCAUGAGUGCAUUAAAGAACUUGCAAACCUUCUUUUUCUUUGUGUGAAAAAUUGCAAGCAGCUUAGAUACGUUUCUGUGCUUCCACCUUACUUGCAACACAUAGAUGCAAGGAACUGCAUAUCAUUGACUCAGGAUUCAUUCGACGUAAUAUUAAGUCAGGCAUUUCAAGAGGUGGAGAACAUGGACAUUGUAGUGUGGAGGAAGCGAAUCCCAAAGUGGUUCGACUAUUGUGGCAGAGGAGGAUCUGUGGGUUUUUGGGUUCGCCGAGAAUUCCCUGGAAUUGCGGCACUUUUGGUUCUAGGGGGUCAAACUGAAGUAGAAACCAAUUUUACAUGUGAAUUCACACUGACCAUCAAUGACAUUCAAGUGCUAAAAGGUGAAAGAACGUUGCCGAGGGACCAUGUCUGGCUGUUUGACCUGCGAAUUCACUUAACAGCCAAAGAGAGGCAUUACAUCAACAAGCAUCUUCACAGAAGUUGGAACCAUGUGGGGAUUUCAUGUACUGCUAAGAACAAUCAUCCACACAAUUCCAUUGUUAGAUUCAGUGGCAUUCAUCUCUCUAAGGAUAGAAUGAACAUCCACGACGUCUCCUUCAUAAGCCCUGAUCUUCGGGGUUCAGAUAUUGCCCGUCACAAAAUGGAAAAUAAUGAUGCCGACAUUUAUGAAGUAAGUGGUGGACACGCUGCUUUUGAUCAAGCAUCAGCUGAGCUUGUUGACAAGAAGAUUGUAAGUUUGAUGGAAGGAUCUAGCAGAGCAGAUGAUGAGGACGAGGAAGAACAUUUGACUGGAACUGAGAAUGAAGACCCAGAAAGACGUGACGUAGUGGUCAAGGACAGAGGAAAAGGAACAGUAAAAUACAGUGACCUCGCUGAGGAAGAACAAAAUAAGGAUUUUUUUAUUGAAAGUGCAACAGGAAAGCUGGAGAAGAGCAAACUUGAGCAGGAGUCAACUUCCUUUGCCUAUGCAAGCAAAAACAAUGGUACUUCCAACAUUAAGAAUCCCGAAAAGAUUGGCUUCACAAGGACGAAAGGAAACCCAGAAGCAGGGGAAUCUCAUAUGCAUAUUCCAGAAUCUAGAGCUUUUCUACAGUUGGAGUCAAAAGACGCUGGUGAUAGUCUGAUCUCGAUGGAAGCAUUUUAUGCAUCUCUUGAAGCAGAGCUGGCAACUCUGUCUGAUCCCGAAGAUAGCCAGGUCAACACAGUGUCAGGAGAGGGGACCCAGGAAGCACUGCAAAUAGUACGAGGUUUUGUCUCAGAAAAAUUCUCUCUUCUGUUACAACCUGAACAAUCAAAGCUGAUGAAGAACAAUCUUGAGUACCUCCUUAGUUUGACCUCAAAAGAUGGAAUAUCCCUGAGGAUGAGAUCAGUUAUAAGUCAAAUUUCGAGGAGUUUUACUGAGUGGUUUGUGGAUUAUAAUGAUGCAAGUUUCAAACUGGAAUCUGCAGCUGUAGAAAUGUCCAAAGUUGGAGAACUGAAAGAGGGGGUUGAAGGUAAUGUGAGAGAGUUCAGGCAGGUGGAGGAAUCAGAGAAUGAAAUAUGGAAGCAGUUGGAAUACUUGAAAAGAAGGGAGAGAGAGUUAGAAGCGGAAAUCAAUGGGGUAAAAGCUAAGAUUGCGGAUUUUACUUCAGAAAGAGAGAAUGUUGCUAAGAGAAAAAGAAAACUCUACGAGAAUGGAAGAAUGCUUAAAGCUAAGAGGGAUGACUUAUGGGUCAGACUGCCCCGGUUGAUAUCAGAAGAGCAAUCAGCUAAAAUAAUCCAAACUAACAUAGAGGAAGAGUGGUACAAACUCGGACUACAAUUUAUUCAAGGCUCAAGUUUUGAAUAUGGCAACUAGAUGCACAUUUUUCUAUGAGAAUAUAAUACGUGUGUUAUUUUUAAGUUUUUAAUGUUAACCACUAUGCACGGUUACGCACUAGCUAGCUAAGUACUAUUUUUCCUGGCAUUGGUGAAUUACAGCCACGUCCAUCAGCCUACAUGUACACCUUUUUUUUCUGUGGAAAGGAAAACACGUACCAUCCAUGCUCACCCUAGAUUCGAGUUUGAACCUGGAUUGUCCUUGUUACAAGAGGAGUAAAGGUGGC